Molecule: messenger RNA, 396 nt
Organism: Suillus subaureus
Lineage: Eukaryota; Fungi; Basidiomycota; Agaricomycetes; Boletales; Suillaceae
Exons: 1
Coding region: 100-321 (73 amino acids)
Source: RefSeq, a predicted model, not a curated record
CCACAGCGGCAGACCACGCCGUGCUCAGCGGACUUCCAAAAUCACUCAAGACAUUCGAUAUUUGAUUCUCGCUAAUUUCUAGGGUUACCUCUUCCGAAAAUGGACACCUAUCGACAGCUACUUGAUAUGUUUUGCGGAGACAUCAGUCUCUCGCAGUUUCUCGUCACCGUGCUCACAGCGCCGUGUUUUGAUGAUCACCCUGCAGUUGCCGAGUUGAUAUCUCGCAACGACAACAUCAUCCGUACGUUGUCACUCCACGUGAAGUCACGCGCUACCUUGUUAGAGUGGGCAAGGACUACCAUCAACGCGGACUGUGUUUGAGAGGUUCGAAAACUUGCCAAGGUCGAUAACGGAUGGCAAUUCAGUGCGCUGCAUGCAAAGGCGGAGCAAAUCGAG